This is a messenger RNA of Cephus cinctus (wheat stem sawfly), 3181 nucleotides long. RefSeq lists its product as uncharacterized. The record is from RefSeq and is a predicted model, not a curated record. NCBI's taxonomy places the organism in Eukaryota, Metazoa, Arthropoda, Insecta, Hymenoptera, Cephidae. The coding region runs from base 918 to 1859 and encodes 313 amino acids. The transcript has 7 exons.
AUUAAAUGUUAUAUCCUCAUACGAUAUUUCCUGCUACUUCAUUGUUCAAUGUAUAUCGACUUCUACGUAUGAAUUUACAUGGAAUUUUAUGGCUUCGAUUUCGGAACCGACGAACGGUUCUUUCGUUGUGUCUGUUUAUUUUUCAAUAUCUCCCAGUACCCUUCUUCCUCCCGUAAAUACACAAUCAAUACUGUUUGAUGUUCCUGUUAGACGCUGUGUAAAAUCUCUCGAAAGUUCAUGCUUUCCAAUACGUUCAUUGGAUGUUUCACAAAAAGAUGAUCACCUUCCCAAUGAUUAAUUUGCUUAUUAGCGAAAUCGCUGAUACUCGACGAUCUGACGUAUCAUUUUAGCCUAUCAGAGUAACCGGCUUGUGUAUGCAAAUGAAACCGGAUAUGCCCGUUUCUAUUUGGGAGAGUUAAUCGUCCCUCAAACGAUAGAGAUUCGCGGUACACCUUAUAAAUGUGAUUAUCAGGUUCAUUAAACAACCACAAGCGUUGUCAUGGCGUUAGAAAGUUUCCCGCGAAAAAUAAUGGCGGUUUUGAUGGCAAAGCCUUAGAAAUUCUUGAAAUUUAUCUCUGCAGAGGUUUGAAUGCGUAUUUAAUAUUCGUCAGUAUUGUACAUACACCGAUAAUGAUAAUGACACUGGAUAAAGUAGCUGUUUGAAGUUUCUGCUUAUUGUUUCCAUAGCAAAUGAUAGACCCAGUCGAGAGAGUAACGAGACCUUAUGCAAUCGCGUGUAAAGAACAUUCCAACGAUCUAUCCUGUGCCGUGACGCGCGAUGAAAGUCCACCUUUACCAAAGCGAGGGAUACCAAGGUUCCGCGAAUUGGGGACGCACUCAUUUUGAAUCGUUAUAAAAUCCAUAUACGAGGAAUACCGUUACGGGGAUCGUACAAGAGAUCUUUUUGAACACGUGAGAUGGCUAACGACGAGAAAAAAGGUAAAUCAAGAAAAAAGUUCGACUUGGGAAAAUUGUUGGCGUCAAAUCGCGCCAGGCAACCGGAAGACACGUCGUUGAGGUCGAGCAUAACAGGAGAUACGAAUUCAUCGGAGUCCGUCAGUUCGUCGGAGACUAGCGAUCGCCUCAAAAUGAAUCGACCAAAGUUACCGAAUAUUCGAAAUCAUUUGAAGCGAUUGAUGAGCCGUUUUACUGGAAAUUCAAAAACUGUCAUAAAGUCAUCAUCGCCCAGGUCGAUGGAAUCCGGAAGAGUCGUCGCGUCCGGAAGUCCCAGUGAGCACGACGCGCACCAAGAGUAUCCCGGGGUCAUAGCGAACCCCACGGAAAUAGAGAAUGGCCAAGAAAGUAGCCAGAGUAUACUUAUCGAUCGUCCAUCAUCUCCCGCAGCAUCAACGUCCGUUGCGUCCAGAGCAUCCACAAACGAGUCCGUAACAGAUAAUGGAUUGACAAUGCCGAUCACGAUAACUCCGCCUACCACACCGGCAUCUCGGACGCUAAUGAGUCCUGUGAACAUCCUCGAGGAGAUUCCCAGCCUGAGGGAGGGUGCGAUAAUUUCCAGUGAUCCCGUGGGAUUAGCCGCCGUUCUCAGCGCUGGCCUGGACCCCGAUCAGAGCGGUUCUGUGGAAACAAGAGUCACGAGAAGGGAACACGAGUCACGUGGUACGCCCUUGUAUAUACGAAAUCCUGGCUUGCUGGAACCCUACGCACAGACUGUAGUGCUGACAGAUGGAAACAAUUUCACUGCUACCGGGAGCGGGAGCAGGAGCGUGUCCGAGGUCGGGGAAACGGAAGGUCCCUCGGGAGGUCCUGUCGAGGAAAGGGCUUUCUACGAAUCCACCCUUAGGAGCAUGGCCCUUCGGAAACCGCUACGUCACCUUGACGACGAACCCCCCAUCUAUUGAGGCUCGACGCAACUCGGGGAAGGACAGUGACUCGGUUAACGAGCACGUGGCAAUUUCGUGGAGAAGUUAUCCUUCACUUUGGGCGCUGUUUACUACCCCGUGCAUUUUAUCGGGCACUUGAGACCUUUUUUCUUUGUAUUACUUUACAUUACGCGAAUAAGUCGAUUUUUUGGGGUUCUUCGUAGGGGGUGGUAUGUGCAUAUACAGUAUUGCUGAAACAGUAUUUUGGCACUGAGUCCUGCCUCGUGCGAGGUACUCGUAAGGAUUUUAAAUUUCGCGGGCAAUAUGCUCUGGCGGGAAUAUUUGAAAAUUUAUAUGGACGACUCCACGGAUAUAAAGAAUUGUACGCCUAGCUGCUCCCUCGAAACUUAUUGAUUUAUCGCGUUUGCCCAGAGUUCCUAGGUAUGCAACGUGAUACCGUAUAUCGUACGUGUUACGAGCGAUGGUCAAUUGUAAGAAACUGUACGGUUGAUUAUCGCCGGGGAAUAUUUUGUAAUUAGACUUCGAGGCAGAACGCAAUUCCGCUGUGUGUUCAAUGCACGUCUAUCAGUCUUGAUUUAAAUCGCGGAGUGUAAUUAGAGUGGAUGGUAUCGUCGAAUAGAAAUUGUUUAGACCAGGAAUUAACCGAGGAACUAGUAUCGAAGAUACAAGAUAAUCUGGUAUAUCAAUUAAAGAAUUGUCUGAUGGUAUUGUAGGUAGACGGCUGUUGAUUCUCUUUUUUUAAAUCUUUUAUUAUGUCUCAGACGUCUGAAAGAAAACCUCGUGAAAGUAUCGUUGUUAUGUAAAAUUAACGUGGACGCACGUUCACCCGUCUGGCAAUAAACUUGAUAAGAAUCGUCGACGGGGAAUUUCUACGUAGACGAAUAACACCGUGACUCGAUUGGUCAAUCACGCAGAGACUCACGGAUCGGGAUCGAUGGAAAGUGAAUGCCUGUCCCCUCGGUGCUCCAGAUGUUCUAAGCUGUCAUCGUGGAGACUUCUUUUUGUCGUAGUCCCGUGGAACGGUAUUGUCAUUUUAUAGAUGGGAAGCGCAGAAUGAAUAAAAUUUUUUGAUUUUUUUUUUCACAACGAUCGAACCUUCCUACGUUUCUGGGUUAGAAUUCGUCUUUGGUGGUAUUUGUGGUAAAAAUUUUUUUUUUUAAUUUAGAUGGCACCCUAGUUGCGUUUUCUGUCUGUUGGCUUGUCGCGUAAUUGAGGAGAACCGCCAUUGGGAGUUUUUCGCGAAAUCGUCGUCACGCACGUAAACACGCGACGGUGCGUAGAAUUGCGACAGGUGGGGGCGGUGCCGCGCAUCGCGUACGUGCAAUAACUGCAGCUCGGGC